This is a messenger RNA of Cyphellophora attinorum, 2187 nucleotides long. RefSeq names its product Phenol 2-monooxygenase. Gene Ontology annotation, molecular function: FAD binding. The transcript is spliced from 3 exons. The record is from RefSeq and is a predicted model, not a curated record. Bases 1 to 2187 code for a protein of 728 amino acids. NCBI's taxonomy places the organism in Eukaryota, Fungi, Ascomycota, Eurotiomycetes, Chaetothyriales, Cyphellophoraceae.
AUGGGUUCAAUCGGUACACAAAACGCCAGUGUCGAUGAAGUCGACGUGCUCAUCAUUGGCGCCGGCCCGGCCGGCCUCAUGAUGGCGAACUGGCUGAGCCGUCUCAGCAUCCGAACCAGAAUCGUCGACAAGCGCGGCACGAAGAUCUUCAACGGUCAAGCGGACGGCCUGCAAUGCCGGACCCUAGAGAUCUUCGACAGCUUUGACUUCGCGCACCGGGUGUGGCGAGAAAGCAAUCAUAUGCUUGAGAUCUGCCUCUGGAAUCCGCCAUCUGAUAUGGACCCCGAGAAGCCAUCUGUCGUGCGUUCCGACCGUAUUCCAGACACGAUACCAGAUAUCAGUCGCUUUCAGCAGGUCGUACUUCAUCAAGGCCGGAUAGAGCGGUUCUUCCUGGACAGUAUCAAGGAGAACUCCAUCCGCACGUCCUGCAAUGGGAAGGGCGCCGAGGGCGAGAUUCACGUGGAGCAUGGAGUGCUACCCACCUCAUUCGCGUUCGACGAGACCAAAGCAGAAGACGCAGACGCAUACCCGAUCGAGGUCCGAGUCCGGCACCUCACGGACGAAGAGUCCAAGCCAGCACAGAAAGCCACAAGCGCCAACGGCACGGCCGUGCAGGACGGCAUCUUCCGGUCGAACCUUGCCGCCGACGACACAGCGGAACUCAUCAAGCGCUCCGGCGCUCUCGACGCGAAAGCCGGGCGGGAAGAAACCAUCAGGGCCAAGUACAUGCUGGGUGCCGACGGCGCACAUUCCUGGGUGCGCCAGCAACUCGGCUUCAGCCUCCAAGGUGACUCCACGGAUUACAUCUGGGGUGUCCUCGACAUAAUUCCCAUCACCGACUUCCCUGACAUCCGCAUGCGCUGCGCCAUCCACAGCGCCAGUAGCGGCAGCGUCAUGGUGAUUCCACGCGAGAACAAGCUGGUGAGACUGUACAUCCAGCUGACUACCACCAACUCGGAAGGAGGCGCCAAACUAGACCGCAGCCAGAUCACGCCAGAGACGAUCAUUGCCUCUGCACAGAGGAUCAUGCGACCUUAUACUAUCACAUACAAGUACCUCGACUGGUGGACGGCAUAUCAGAUUGGCAGAGGGUCGGCAAUUCCUUCUCACUACGAGAACGGCAUGAAUGUCUCGAUGCAGGACGCAUACAAUCUUGGCUGGAAGAUUGCCGGCUGUGUGAAGAAGCGCUGGAGCCGUGAUGUGCUCAAGACGUACCAGUCUGAGCGGCGACGAAUAGCACAAGACUUAAUUGACUUUGACCAUCGCUUCAGUCGGCUGUUCAGUGGUCGUCCGGCCAAGGAUGUUAUGGAUGAGGAAGGCAUCAGUCCGGCAGUGUUCAAAGAAGCCUUUGUGAAAGGCAACAUGUUCGCGUCCGGAAUCGCCGUUGAUUACGGUGCCAGCCUUAUCGUUGCUAAGUCAGGUGACUCGGCGGAACAAGGUGAUGGGACGAAGGUCAUGCUCGCAGACCAGGCGAGCCGUGUGGUAAGUAAGCAGGAAUUCGCCACAGAGAUCAAGGUCGGUAUGCGCAUGCCUUCAUUCAAAGUCCUCAACCAGGCCGAUGCGCGGCCCUGGCAUCUCCAGGAGCUGCUCAAAUCGAACGGGACGUGGCGUGUGAUCGUCUUUCCUGGAGACAUUCGUCGGCCGGAGCUCAAGCAGAAACUCAACGGGUUAGGUCAGAAGCUAGCGGAAAGCAAGUCGUUCCUGCACCGCUAUACGCCGGCCCAGGAGGGCUUCGACAGUGUUAUUGAGCUGUUGGCCGUUCACGCUGCACCGCGGCACGAGGUGACCAUCUUCGAUUUCCCUGAGGUGUUCCGUCAUUUUGACUCGAACAAUGGGCAUGACUACAACAAGAUAUAUGUGGACGAUGAGUCCUAUCACGAAGGUACAGCCCACGCGUACGAGAAGUACGGCGUCGAUCCCAGUGUUGGUGCCGCAGUCAUUUUGAGGCCGGAUCAGUAUGUCAGCUGGGUGGGCGCCAUGGAUGACUUCGAAAGUUUGCAGAAGUUCUUUGCGGGAUUCAUGCUGGAAGCGUCGGCUGAGGUGCAGAACUCAGAGCAAAGAGCUCACGAAUUGGCGAUGGAAGUGCAUGGCGCGACUGGAAAUGGCGUAACGGAUGCUGUUGCCAAAGGAGGUGACAAUGUUGUUGCGGUGCGACAGGCGGACACGGUCGUUAAUGGUGCUUUGUAA